AUGAGUUCAACGAAUCAUUCAACUGAUGAACAAAUACGUUUUCUUAUUUUAAAUGAAGCCGAAGAUAAAAAAAAUCGAAAUGGUCAAGGUUAUUUUCAUGUUGAAUCAUAUUUAGUUUGGCCAGAUGGAAAUGGUCAAGUAUUAGAACAAGAAUAUAUAACAUGUCAAUCAGUUUUAUCCAAAUCAUUAGGUCCUUUAUCAGAAUGGUUAUCGCGUAUUGAAGUUAGAUAUCAUUCUGGAACAUUUGAAGAAUUAAAAAUUAUAAUUGAUCAAAUGGCUAAACAAUGGAAAAUAUUUUCAAUAACUGAUCUUGUUUAUAAUCAUGUUGCAAAUGAUUGUCAAUUACUUAAAGAACAUCCUGAAUGUACUUAUAAUUUAAUAAAUUCUCCACAUUUAAAACCAGCUGUACUUCUUGAUUCAAUAUUAAUACAAUUUACUUAAAAGAAAACGAAAAGAAAUGCAUUAUCUUAUUGGACAUUAUUAUUAUAA
Rotaria sp. Silwood1 is the source of this 489-nucleotide messenger RNA. The record is from the annotation of a GenBank genome assembly. NCBI's taxonomy places the organism in Eukaryota, Metazoa, Rotifera, Eurotatoria, Philodinida, Philodinidae.